Messenger RNA from Paramecium sonneborni, 8464 nucleotides. Lineage: Eukaryota; Ciliophora; Oligohymenophorea; Peniculida; Parameciidae. The record is from the annotation of a GenBank genome assembly.
AUGAAGAAAACCUUAAUAACAUUCUUGUUGUUGAUGGUUGUGGUUAUCUCUUCGAAAAUUGAAGCAGCAGAGCUUAGAACUCAAAGUAUAUAUAUAUAAUACACUAGGGAUGACCUACACUGAAGCAUAAAAUCUAGAUGUUACUCAUUUAAAUUGUCACACUGAUUUCGAAUAUAUAAUAGGAGAGCUUGCAAGAUGGAUUGAUAUUAUAGAUAAUAGAGAACAAUUGAUAAAGGAUCUAGCAAUAAUUAAUUAAGUUAUAAGCAUUGUAGAAAAAGCAAAAGGUACAAUAUCAGUAAUACAAUCAUCAAUGCUUGUGUAAAUAGAAAGUAAAGUGAGCAAAUCACUAAAGAGUAUAUUUACAUAAAGCAAAUGGGCAGCUUGUAAAGUAGAAGAUGCCCUCGAAUAUGUAGCUUAAUUAAAUGCCACUUAAUGUAUAGAUUUUAAUUUUAACUUUAGCAAACGAAGAAAAAAUUGCUUUAGCAAAUAAAAUUAUAGAACAUUUGAGAUAGACCUAAGAGCAAAUCUAUUAAUACUUAGAUUAAUGCCAAUAUGCAAAGCGUACUUUAGGUUUGAGGUAAAAGAUAAGUUAGCUUCAAACUCUUAAAAGAGGGUGUGAUUAAGAAAUAAAAAAGCCAACAAUAAUAAUAGAGAAUGAUCCAGAGGAUGAAGUGAUUAAUUUUGAUGAAGACACAGAGGAAAUCAUAUAUUAUUAUUUUGAAGAAGAAGAUAUUGAAACUCCUUCAGAUUAUAUUUAUAAUGAACCUCAACAUUAUACAUAUCCAACAUAUAAGGAUGAGACUUAAAAACCAUAAAAAAAACAAAUUAAAAAGUUAGUACCAAAAGAAAUAGUUGAAGAAAUUAAAGGAAAUAAAAGAUAUGUAGCUUUAGGUCAUGAAAUUGAAGGAGAGGUUAAAGAGACUACUGAUGAAACAUAAACUUAAUAAGAAGAAUCCGAAUUAGUUAUAUAAGCAGCAAAAGUUAGUAAAAUAGAUGGCUUAAAUGAUGAAGAUGAAACUGAAAAAGAUAAGGGAGGUGAUGAGUCUAAAGAAUAAUAAAAUGGAGAAGAAACUUAAGAAACAGGAAGUAGCGAAUAACAAUAAAUAAAAGUUGAAAAUCAUGAUAAUCCUUUGUCAUAAGAUGAAUCAGAAACAAAAAAAGAUGUAAUUAUUGAAGAAACUAAAACUGGUUCUGAUGAAAGUAGUAUUACAGAAGAUAAAAUUACAACAGUGAAUAAUACUGAAGUAACAGAUGAUCAAAUAGAUGAAAAAAAAUCAACUACUAAAGAUACUACAGAAUCUAUAGCAGAAGGAACAGAAGAAUCAAUUGAUGAAUCAAAAGAAACUAAAGAGGAUGAAAAACAAGAUUAAACUAAAGAAUCUUCAUAAACAACAACAAAUGACGAAUCAGAAUCUGUUACAAAUCAAAAAUAAGAAGAGUCAUCAGAUAAAAAAGCAGAACCUAUUUAGUAAGAAAAAUAAGAUCAAACCUAAUCUUAAGGUAGUAAUAAUUAAAAAACAGAAGAUGAAAAAGAAGAAAUAACUAUUGAUAAUUAAACUAAUAAUUCAGAUGAUAAAAAAGAUGUGAAAAUUGAAUCAUCUAAAGUUGUUAAACAUUAAGAGGGUGAAUAAAAGUAAGAAGGAGAAUAGUAGCAAGAAGGUGAAUAAUAAUAAUAAGGUGAAUAAAAAUAAGAGGGAGAAGAAAUAUAAUAAGAUGAAUAAAAAUAAGAGAGAGUAGAAAAUUAAUAAGGUGAAUAAACACAAGAGGGUGAAUAAAAAUAAGAGAGUGAAUAGAAAUAAGAAUAAAAAUAAGAAGGUGAAUAAUAAUCUAAUGAAAAGAAAAAAAGAUAAUAAACUUCAGAUGAUCGUUCAUUAAAAAUAUAAUCAUUAAGAGAACAACCUAAUCCAAAUGAACCAACAUAAUUUUAACCACCAAAACAUCGAGCUAAUGCAGGUCGUGUUUAAGAAAGAAAGGUAGUAGCAGUAAAUACAAAAUAUUAAAAUUCUGAUUUCGAUGGUGAUCCUACAGAAUAAUUUGAAUUUAAUGAUAGAUCAUUACUCUAAGACUCAUCUGAAUAUGGUUAUGGAUAUUGGGUUAAAUAUACAGAACAUGGAGUAAAGGAACAUAGUAAAGAAGAUGGAGAAUACUAUUUCUUAUCAAGAAUGACUAUAAAUGAAGAAUAUGAAGAUUUUUCAUUUUAUGGAGAUAGAACAUUAGCAGUAUUCAUGAUAGAUAAUUCAUUUGUAUUCAGUACAUAUGAUACAAGUGAGAAAUUGAAGACUAAAGAUAAGGCAGUAGUUUUAAAUGAGAAUAUGGAUAGUAUGUGGUAUUUUGUAAUGUUCUCUUACAGUAAUCCAUUAAGAAGAGCUGUUGGUUAUAUUGCAAGUUAUGGAGAAGGAAAUGGAAUAUAUAGAGUAGAAAUAGAAGCUACUCACAUUCCACCAUCAUAUAUAAAAAUAAUAUUUGGUGGCAAACAUUUGAAUUACAAGGGAUUAAAUGGAUAAUUUGCAAAUAUCUUCUUUGAUAUUGAUUCUCCAGCAUUUGUUGAUGGAGAUGAGGCAUUAGAAGAAGUGCUAAAAAGUUUGAGUAAUCCACCUUAAAGUGUUCCUGCAAUGAUAGAUGAAACAGUAAUAUAAAAACCUAAACAUUUUAAUGCUAAUGAUAAGGGAGAAUAGUUUCAUUUUGAUCCAUAAGAAUCUUAAUUAAUAAUUGAAGAAUAUGCUGUUGGAUUAUGGUUUAGAUGGGUAGAUGAUUUAAAAGUAGAUGAACCAAAUACAUUUUAGAUAAUAAAUUUAAGAUCAAAUAAAGUUAAAACUGCAGGAAAAGGUGUAUUAGGAGAUAGAGCAUUAGAAAUACAUCACACUUAUGGUGGUGGUGCUAAGAGUACAGUCUAUUUUAAUACUUAUACAAUUAAGGGUAAUAGAGCAAAAGGAUUACCUUAUUUAUCAAAGACAGUAGAGAGUCCUCAAUUUAUAUGGACAUAUGUAUAUUUUGGAUAUGAUAAUGAUGGAGGACGUGCUUAUGGUGCUUUAAUUAAACCAGGAGAGGUUGGAGAAAUUUAAUAUGAAGGCAUUUAACAUAAAUUAGUUAAUUCUUUGAGUGUAACUUUGGGCGGUGAUGAUAUUAUAUCUCCAUUUAAUGGUAUGAUUGGUUAUGUUGGAAUUUAUCUUGGAACUGGGGCAUACAGAUAGGGUUUAGCAUUUGAAAUGACAUUUAAUUAUGGUGAAGGAGUUAUGGGUUUAUAUUAAGUUGGCAAACCAGUUACUUAUAUUGCAGGAGAUGCUAAUUAAGCUAGACAUGUAGCAUAUGAUGCUCCAGAUAAUGUUGUUGAUAAAAUUAUUAUUCAUAAUGAAGAUGGAAUGAGAAUUAAUGGAUAGAGUGAAUAUUCAUUUGGAUUAUGGACCAGAUGGUUGAGUACAUUGCCUAAAUAUUUGAAUAAGAGAUCGCCUAUACACACUAUUGCAAGAAUGGGUACAUAAGGAUAUGUUAUAGAAUCUAUUGACGGAAAAUUAGUUAGAUCUAAUGCUAAUAGACCCAAUACACCUAAAGAUAAUACUUUAUCAAUAUCUUUAACUCCAAAUUCUUAUGAAUUUUAAACUUUAGAAUUGAAAGAUGAUAUUUAAUUUGAAUAAUUAGAAGGACACUGGAAUUAUUUAUACUUUGGAUAUAUAAGACAUGGUAAUUAAGGAUUGGCAAAAGGAUAUGUUUAAUUUGGUGUAGAUGGAGAGGUUGAAGAAGUUAUUUUUGAUACUUAUCAUGAUUUUCUACUUGAGUAUGUUGAAUUCAUUGUUGGUAAAACAUCAGCUCCAUUAUUCAAUGGAGAAAUGGCAAAAAUAUCAUUUUCUUUUGGACCUGGAUCAUUCAUUCAUACAAUAGAAACUUUAAGAAUCUUUACAUAAAAUACUUUACCAGAAAAAGCUUAGAUUCAUCCAGUAUCGAGACAAACAUUAUAGUUGGUAGGUGCACCUUAACAACUUAAGGAAGAACCAAUUUAAUUUGAGUUUGAUAAAUAUUAAGGAGCUGAAGAAUAUGCACUUUCUGGAUGGGUGAGAUGGAGUGGUCCAUUAGUAACUGGUAAAGUUUCUCAUCUCAUAACAAUGGCUUAAAAGAGAUUAGAAGAUUUAGAUGGUAAAAAUGAAGAAACUUUGUAAAUCAUUAGGGGAGAUUAAGCUUUUACUUUUGUGACUUAUAAUCAAAAUUAGGAUGAAUAUAAAUUAGUAACUUAAGAUGAAGCUUAUGGUGAAUAUGCUGAUUAAUGGACAUAUAUUUAUUUCGGAUAUUCAUAAUAGAAAUAAUAAACUUAUGGUUAUUUGAAAUACACAUUUACAGAAACUGAAUUUAAAUAAGAAAAAAUAAAUCAUUUUUACCUAGCAGUAUUUUCAGUUUUAAUUUAAGAGAAAUAAUAAUAUACUUAAUUUAUUGGUCAUAUAAAAACAUGGGUUAUAAAUAUUGGAGAUGGAGCAUAUAGAGAAGGAGGAUUUGAUGAAAAUGAAAAUAUAAAAGUUCAUUUUGGAUUUAUCAGUGGCACAGAUCAUAUAAAAUUAUAAUAAGCUGGACAGGAAGCACAUCAUGAAGAGACAAUAUUAGAAUGUUCAUCUUAAAGUGAUGAAGUGCCUUUACAUAUUGAAUUCUAAUAAAGUGAUAAAUUGCACUUACAUGGUGUUAGUGAAUAUGGUUAUGGAUAUUGGAUUAAAUUCUAAUAUUUUGGAAAUAAGAAUACAAUUUAUAGUAGACCUUAAUUAAUGGGAUUAAGUAGAUUGACUAGUAAUAAGUAAUACAAAGAUUUUGAUAAUCCAGGAGAUAGAGUACUUUUAGUUUUAUUAGGAAAGUAAUCCUAUCAUUUUGGAACUUAUGAUGUAAUUACUAAAUCAAAUAAUGUUGCAGGAGAUAUCCCAUAUUAAAUUGAAUCUGAAGGUGAGUGGACUUAUCUUUAUUUCAGUUUUAAGAGAAUCUCUUAGACCUAAGGACAUGCAAUGGCAUUUACUCAUUAUUAGGAUACUACAUCAGGUAUUUAAAUGGAUGUUAUGCAUUCAUUAUUAACUGAUUAUUUAUAAUUGACUGUAGGUAAUGCAGGCAAAUAUUACUCAAAUUUCAAUGGAUAAAUAACUACCAUUAGAUUUAAUCUAGGGCCAGGUGCUUACAUUGACAAUAAAUAAGGUUUAUUACAAAGAAUUAAGAAUAAAGAUGUAAUGCCUGAUAUUUUAGCCCCAGCCAAAAAAUACGAAGUCUUGAUUGGAAAACAUGAUAUUACUAAGAUAGAGGAGGAUUAACACAUUACUCAUGUUAAUGAAGAAGCUAGGGAAUAUAGUGUUCAAUUAUGGUUCAGAUGGUUCAAAUAAACAGUGAAGAGUUAAUAAUUGAUUUAUAGAUUCACCUCUUCAAAUCCUGAUUCAUUAGGAGAUGCAUAAAAAAUUGGAGAUAGAACAUUGGCUCUAUUUCAUACUGAUGGUGUAGAAUUCAGUACUUACAAUUUAAAUCCACUUUCUUUAUCGAAUACUUAUUAAGCAUAGAUUCCAUACUAAUAAUUAGAAGUUUGGACUUUUGUUUAUUUUGGUUAUUCUAAGCAUCAUUAAAAGAUUAGUUAUUAUUUAUUAGCUGAUGAUAAUGAACACAAAGGAUUAGAAUAAGCUUUGCAUGCUGUUUCAUCUCAUUAUUGGUUAUUCUUAGUGAAGGAUGCUAUGAUAAAACCAUUUGAUAGUAGAUUGGCUCAAGUUAUUUUGAAUAUUGGAGAUGGAAGUUACAGAUAAGAUAACUUUAACACUCUCUAAGUUUAUUUAGCUGCGCCUAAAUUGUUUAGUUCCGAUAGUAAAUUUGAUUGGGAAGCAGAUGACACAAUCACAUUAGUGUCUGAAGAUCCAGAUAAAUAAGGUUUAAAAAUUACAUUCUCUGAACCAGAUAGAAAAAUAGAAAGUGUUUAAGAAUAUUCUGUGGGUUUAUGGACAAGAUUCCUGUAAGCAUGGCCAGAAAGAUUAUGGCAUACACCAUCUGAAAUGUAGAUUUUAAGAUUAACUUAUAAUGAUGAAGUAGAACACGGAAAAAUUGCCUUAGGUGACAGAGUGUUAAGUGCUUAAGUUGUUUUAGAAAAUUAUUAAUUUGGUACUUACGAUUUAAAUGAUGAUUCUCCUAAUGAGAUUAGUACAAUUCCUUACGUUCAUUUAGAAGGAAAAUGGCAUUAUAUAUAUGUUGGUUACAAGAGAUAAUUAUAAUAAGCAAAUUACUUUGUAUAUGACGGAGAUGAAAUUAAACAUGCAGCAAAUGAGAAACUAUUACAUAAACCUUUAGGAGAUUACAUUCAUUUGAUUUUGGGAGGAGAAAAGAAUGUAUCACCAUUCUAAGGUCUAUUUACAGAAGUAUCAGCUCAUUUUGGUGUAGGAUCAUUCAUUUCAUCAGGAGAAGAACUAAUGAAAUCAAUUGAUACUAGUUUUGCAUUGCCUUAGGAAUUAACUGUUGAUUAUAUUCAUAAAUAAAAGCAUGGUUAAUAACAAUUGAUUGGUGAAAGUGAUAAUAAUGAAGGAAGUGAAAGCACUGGAGAUACUUGGAGUGGUGUAGGUGAAUAUGCUAUUUCUGGUUGGUUUAAGGUAGCAGAAACAUAAGUGAAAAAAGAAGGAGAAAUUAAUUCCCCUUGUUAAAUACUAUUUAGAAUAACAAACAAUGAAAAAGAACAUUUAAGUGAUCGUAAAUCAUAAGGUGAUAGAGCAUUACAUGCUUAAAUAUGUACAAGUGAUACUGUAAAAUUGAGUACAUAUACUUUGAAAGGAUUGAAGGAUUGGAAUGAAGCUAAAUUCUUAGAAGAGAAAGUUGAACUUGGAAAUUCAAAAAAGGCUUGGGCAUAUUUAUAUAUGGCUUACAAUGAAAAUUUAGGUGAAGUUCAUACAUUAUUACAUUUAUUUGAAGAGGAUAAACCUGUUAUUUUUAAGGGAGUUUAACAUUUUGUUCCUCAUUUCAUAGGAAUUUAUGUAGGUAAAGAUCCACAUAGCAGAAGAUUUUAAGGAGAAUUGCAAAAAUGGGUUGCUUAAUAUGGUUAAGGAGCAUUUGUUGAUGUAAUGAAGAAAGGUUAUGAAGAUACUCUACCAAACUUUAGACAUAUUUAAAUUAAUUAAAAAUAUCUUUGGUUUGAAAAAGAAGAUAGAAUUAUUUAAACACCUGAAAAAGUUGAAUAAACAUUUACAUCUGAAACAGAAUCAGUAGAUGAAUAUGCAGUUGGUGUAUGGACAAGAUGGUUAAUAGCAUUUCCAUCUACUUUAACAGAAAGAGCUGAUGUUCAUACUAUCUUUAGAUUUUCAAGUACUCGUUAAUAUUAAGAUAAGAGUGAAUUAGGAAAUAGAGUAUUAUCUGCUUUCUUAACUAAAGGAAAUUAUGAAUUUAGUACAUAUGAUGUAUCUAAACCUUCUAAUGCUGUUGAUGCAUAAUUACCUUAUGAAAAUAUAGAAGGUGAAUGGACUUAUGUAUAUGCCGCUUACAAGAAUAAAAAUUUCUAUGGAAUGGUCUUAUUUAAGGAAUAAUAAAAGGCAGUUCAUCUUAAUCUUGAAGUAACACAUUCAGUUUUAACUGGAUAUGCUCAUUUUGUUUUAGGAUCAAAUGAAUUUGGUUAUAAAGCAUUCCAUGGUUGGUUUUAUGAUCCUAGAAUAUUUUUAGGAUCUGGAAGCUUUAUAAAUGAAUCACAAAAAGUUGUUGAGAUGAUCCAUAAAUUGCACAGAAAAUUACCUGCUUCACCUUAAUAAGCUGAAGAUUUUAAAUGGCCAGUCUCAUUAUUGGAUACAACAAAUUAAGAUGAUCUUGAUUCUAAAAAAAAUCAAUUAAAUUUUGAAUUUACAGAUAAAGCAGAAAUGUAAUCUUAUAGUAUUGGAUUCUGGUUCCAAAAUGCAAUCUUACUCCCAGAAAUGGAAAAUGAUUUCACUGCCUUAGUUCGUUUAACUACUAAUGGUCCUGAUCUUGCUGCUGAUGAUAAGUUUAUUGGAGAUAGAACCUUAGCUUUCUUUACUAAAACAGAUAAAUUGAUGGCUAGUACCUAUACAAUUAAAGAUCCAUCAUUUGAACCAUUAUCUCAUACUUUUGAUAUCAAAGAACAUUAAUGGACUUUUGUUUACUUUGGAUAUGAGAAGCAUCAUGCUAGAGCUUAUGUACUCACUCCUUAAGGACCUACUGAUAAAACUUUCAUUGCUUAACAUAUUGUUCCUAAUGUAUUUUACUUAAGAAUUGUUAAUGAUCUUGGACAUCCAUCUUUUUGGGUAUUUUACUCUAUUUAAUUUAUAGGGAAAAAUCUAUGGUUUGAAAGUCAAUUUUGGAGAUGGUAGUUAUCUUGAAAAUCCAUUAGAAUUAAUUGACAAAUGGCCUUAUGAUCCAAAAAAACAUUAAGAUAUUGAUAAAUAAGGAGAAAAGAUCUUAUGUACCUAAAUUAUAAUAUAUUAGCUAUUAAUUCUGCAAAAGUUACAAAAUCCAAGAAUGAAGAUGUUAAACAAUGAGC